Molecule: messenger RNA, 1614 nt
Organism: Cyprinus carpio (common carp)
Lineage: Eukaryota; Metazoa; Chordata; Actinopteri; Cypriniformes; Cyprinidae
Product: chromobox protein homolog 8-like
Source: RefSeq, a predicted model, not a curated record
CCGUCCAUAGACCGCGGUGCCAUGGCAACAGUUUAGAACGUGAUGACGUCUCUUCGGAUAGAGUAUUAUGGGCUAUCCAGCAAGCAUUAUUGAGGCAGAGAGCUGAGGGAAAAAAUCGCUGUGAGGUUGAAGUAAACAUGGAGCUCUCAGCCGUCGGGGAGCGCGUCUUCGCCGCCGAAUCCAUCAUUAAACGGCGCAUAAGGAGAGGACGGAUGGAGUAUCUGGUCAAAUGGAAAGGCUGGUCUCAAAAAUACAGCACCUGGGAACCAGAGGAGAAUAUUCUGGAUGAGCGUCUUUUCGCUGCAUUUGAAGAAAGAGAACGUGAGAGGGAGAUGUUUGGGCCAAAAAAGAGAGGACCCAAACCAGAAACAUUUUUAAUGAAGGCAAAAGCUAAAGCAAAAGGCAAAAACUAUGAGUUCAGACGGGAAAUGUCCCGAGACUUACACGUGUCAUUCCCGGUAGCCGAACCGGUUGUGACGCCCAGAGCACGUGAGGGACUGCGGACAGUCGUGCCAACGAUUUUCCCACCGAGCACCAUCAACAGAGGCGAAAGUGUUCGUGUGCGCCCACCGGACCUUGAGAGAGACCCACUGACUCAUGGGACACCGCUACAACGGCCGCUGGAUUUUGCCAGCUCACCAAAAAAGCGAGGACCAAAGCCAAAGUUGCGUCCAGGAGGUUCAUCCCCUGAAGGUGUUAAAAGAAAGGCAGAUGAACCGUUAUCUUAUCGACCCUCCAAAACUGAGAGAUCGGGAGAGACCUCAAACUGUGACGUCAUCCAUUUAACCCAAAAGUUUCCAGCAGAAUCCAGCCACAUUCAGAAGCAAAUGGGAAGCAGGACAAGCGACGUAAAGUUCACACAUGGUGGCACCAUCUUAAAAGCUGGGCUUGGUGUUCUGGGACAUCGACGGAAGGACAGUCCAAGUGGUGCCAUAAACCAAUCCAAGAUGAAACAUCCUCCCAAAAACAAUCUAUUUCGAUCCACCGAUCAAACCAGAGAGCAACUGUCUCUGAGUUUCGUAGACGAAACCGAUCAGUCCUGGUUGCCUUGUUUGAAGAAUAUGGAGAAAAUUAUUGUUACUGACGUAACAAGUAACUCUUUGACUGUAACCAUAAAAGAGAGUUCAACAGACAAAGGCUUCUUCAAAGAAAACAGAUGAUGUGAUUUUUUGUUUAUGUAUGUAUGUAUGUGUGUUUAUGAAAUACUGUAAUCAAAUUAGAAACGACAUACAUUUCUAUAUCAUUUCUAGUCUAUAAAUGUCAAGUCUUGCAAUCAUGUACAUAAUGCAAAAAAUAUAUAUAUAGUUUAUGUUUAGCUUCCAUUUCCAUUCACAUUUUCUAUGAAAAUGAAGUUUAUUUUUCUAUUUCUCAGAUUCUAUGUAACACACCUGUUGGUUUCUUCUUUUGGUUGCUUUCUUCAGCUUUAUUAUGAAUGGUAUAGAUGCUGUUAACCCAUUAUUAACGUUUUAAUGCACCUUUUAAGCGAGAUAUUGUUUAGUACCUCUUUUAUGAACGUAUGUUAUUUUUCUGGUUAGAUUUUGUAUAUAUUUGAAGGUCCAAACAGUAGUCUGUAUUAAAGCACACCCUUUAAAAAGAGUGAAGGGAAAUAAGCUA